CUCCGUUGGGACGCGGUACGUGGCAGGUACCUGGGCGCGCGGGCAGCCCGAGGCGCGGCGCCAGGUACCUCGCCCGUGCAGCGGCGUGCAGGCUGCUGGUGCUGGCCCGUGCUCCGCGACGCCAAGGUGCAUCCGGUUCUCGUCCUGAGCUCGAACCUUCCCUGCACCUCUUCCUCGCAGCAUCGCCAUCGCCAUCACCACCACCGCCAUCGCCAUCACCGCCAGGCCAUCACCACCACCACCACCCCGAGACGCAUCAUCCGCGACGCCACGACGACGCACCGCCGCGGCUCCCGUCACCGAGCCCUCGCCGCACCCGGCACCCGCCGUCCCCAUCCUGCCGAGCGGGCUGCCCCUGGAGCGAGCGGGCCACGCAGCACCAGCACGAGCAAGAGCACCAGCACCAGCACGGGGACACACGCGCGACCGGAUCGCACCAUUGCCACGGUAGCCUCCCCUGCCAUCACCAUCCCCAUCAUUCGCAGCCUCAUCACCCAUCACCACCCCCAUCGCCUCCGCACCAGGGACCCUCUGCCGUCGUCCACCCGGCCGCCGCCAUGCCCGGCAAAACGCCCCAGAGCAACGGCAACGAGCCCGUCGAAAACGGCGUCAGGAACAACGGAGAUGUCGAGAUGAAGGACGCCAAGAACAAGGGCAAGAAGGGCGCCAAGGACGCCACCGCCGACGACGAGAUGACGGUGGUCGUGCCGCCGUCCAAGGCGGCCAAGCAGCCGCACAAGCCCCAGGACGGCGACGGCGACGUGUCCAUGGGCGACGACGCGGCCGACGGCGGCGAGGUCAAGGCCGACCCGGCGCUGCAGACGGUCACAGACAUCAAGAGCAACUUUGCCCUGCUAGACCGCGCCGUGGCCCUCUUCGACGCCAGGUUUUCGCUGCGGGCCCUGCGGUCCAUCUCCGUCAUCCGCAAGCGGCUGACGCCCGACAUCAUCGGCCAGGCCAUUGUCGACACGUUCCCCGCCACCGUCACGUCCGGCAACAUUGCCAAGAACCUGCUGGUGGCCGUUGGGCGCGAGGGCAUGCCGCUGGGCCGCCAGGCGGGCGGGCCCGAGAUGGAGGUGGACGGGGGCGAGGGCAAGGUCAGCGCCGCCGCCAAGAACGGCUCCAAGAAGGAGGCCAAGGACAUCAUCCCCGAGAUCGACAUCUUCCUCGGCAUCCUGGUGCAGGUGUACCUGUUCGACGGCAAGGAGUACGCCAAGGGCGCCGAGUUCUCGCGGUACCUGUCGGAGCGGAUCCAGGCGCUCAACCGCCGCACGCUGGACUCGCUGUCGGCCAAGGUGUACUUUUACUACUCGCUCUUCUGCGAGCACAUGGCGCCGCAGCCGCCGUCGCCCGAGUCGCCGAUUGUGGAGCUGCGGCCGACGCUGCUGGCGGCGCUGCGGACGGCGGUGCUGCGCAAGGACAUUGACACGCAGGCGUCGGUGAUUGUGCUGCUGCUGCGCAGCUACCUGCUGACGUCGCACAUUGGGCAGGCGGACCUGCUGGUGUCGCACACGCAGUUCCCGGAGAACGCCGUCAACAACCAGGUGGCGCGGUUCCUGUACUACCUGGGGCGCAUCCGGGCGAUCCAGCUGCGCUACACGGAGGCGCACGAGCACCUGACGGCGGCGACGCGCAAGGCGCCGUCGAGCGGGUGCGCCGUGGGCUUCUCGCAGACGGCGACCAAGCUGCUCAUGGUGGUGGAGCUGCUCAUGGGCGACAUCCCCGACCGCGCCACGUUCCGGCUGCCGUCGCUCGAGGACGCGCUGCACCCCUACCUGCUGCUGGUGCAGGCGGUCCGCGUCGGCAACCUCGAGGACUUUGAGACGGCCAUUGCCGACCACGCCGACACGUUCCGCCGCGACGGCACCUACUCGCUCAUCCUGCGCCUGCGCCAAAACGUCAUCAAGACGGGCAUCCGCAUGAUGUCGCUGUCCUACUCGCGCAUCUCGCUGCGCGACAUUUGCAUCCGCCUCCACCUCGGCAGCGAGGAGUCGGCCGAGUACAUUGUCGCCAAGGCCAUUAGGGAUGGCGUCAUCGAGGCCACCCUCGACCGCGAGCGCGGCUUCAUGAAGAGCAAGGAGGUCGGCGACGUCUACGCCACCCGCGAGCCCGGCGAGGCCUUUCACGACCGCAUCCGCGCCUGCCUCGCGCUGCACGACGAGAGCGUCAAGGCCAUGCGCUUCCCGAUGAACCAGCACCGCCUCGAGCUCAAGAACGCGCAGGAGGCGCGCGAGCGCGAGCGCGAAAUGGCAAAGGAGAUCCAGGAGGGCGACCUGGACGAGGACGACCUCGGGGGCGACUUUGAGGGCAUGUAGGUCUAGUCUGUACUAUCCGCUACGUUUCCAUGGACGGCAUUGGACGCCUCGUGGGCACUUGUGUAUACAUGCCACCGGUGCGGCCAGGCGCUCGCGUGGGCGGCUGGGAGAGGUGCUAUAGAGGUCGUGCGGCGGCGUAAUGGGCUGCCGUUGUGUAUUAGAUACUGGCGGGAACGGAUGCACUUUCUUUACUGCGUUUGAGUCUGAC
This is a messenger RNA of Purpureocillium takamizusanense, 2523 nucleotides long. RefSeq names its product 26S proteasome non-ATPase regulatory subunit (gene RPN3). Bases 558 to 2315 code for a protein of 585 amino acids. Lineage: Eukaryota; Fungi; Ascomycota; Sordariomycetes; Hypocreales; Ophiocordycipitaceae. Gene Ontology annotation, molecular function: enzyme regulator activity. The transcript is spliced from 3 exons. The record is from RefSeq and is a predicted model, not a curated record. Gene Ontology annotation, cellular component: proteasome regulatory particle, lid subcomplex; proteasome complex. Gene Ontology annotation, biological process: regulation of protein catabolic process; ubiquitin-dependent protein catabolic process.